AUGGAACUCGGCGUUGCCCCAGUUAUUCCCAGUGACGGCAGAAACGACAAGAAUUGGCGCAACCCCGACAACUUUAAUCCCCGUCGGAAUACUGAUGAGUUUAAACUCAAGAGCAACCUACUUGAAGGGGAAAUUCCAAGUGAAUUAGGAUCACUGAGUAAUUUAGAGGACCUGGAGUUGUAUACAAACCGGUUGACUGGAGAGAUUCCGAUAAGCAUUUGGAAGAUUCCAGCCCUUAAAUACCUCUUGGUUUAUCAGAAUAAUUUGUUAGGGGAAUUGCCUUUUGAGAUGACUGAGCUCCAUCAUCUGGAAAACGUUUCCUUGUUCAGUAACCAUUUUUCUGGAGCGAUACCCUAUAGCUUGGGGAUUAACAGUAGCUUGGUACAGUUGGAAUUAACUAACAAUUCUUUCUCUGGUGAAAUCCCACCAAAUCUUUGCUUUGGAAAACGAUUGAGGGUUUUGAAUAUGGGUGUAAAUCUACUUCAAGGUAGCAUACCUUCAGAUGUUGGAAGCUGUUCAUCCUUGAAAAGAUUGAUUCUUAAACAUAACCAUCUCACUGGCCCCCUUCCUGAUUUUGUGCAAAACUCAAACCUCUCAUUCAUGGACAUUAGCGGUAAUAACAUAAAUGGAACAAUUCCUUCAAGCUUGGGWAACUGUAGCAAUCUUGAGACAAUCAAUUUGUCCAUGAAUAAUCUCACAGGACCCAUACCCCAACAAAUAGGAAACCUUGUGAACCUGAAACUUUUGAAUCUUUCUCAUAACAAUUUGCUCGGUCCCUUACCUCCAGAAAUCUCAAAUUGUUACAAGUUGUUGAAACUGGAUCUAGGAUUCAACUCAAUAAAUGGUCCAAUUCCAUUGACUAUAAGGAACUUGACACGAUUGUCCAAUUUGAUUUUGAGAGAGAAUCUCUUCAGUGAGGGUAUUCCAGAUUUCUUUUCAGCAUUCAGUAGCCUUCUAGAGCUACAACUUGGGGGAAAUAUACUUGGUGGUGAAAUUCCUCCAUCAAUUGGAUUAUUGCAGGACUUAGAUAUUGCUUUGAAUCUCAGUGGUAAUGGGUUGACAGGAGAAAUUCCAUCAGGGAUGGGGACAUUGAGGAAGCUGAUAAGAUUGGAUAUAUCUUGGAACAAUCUGACAGGAAAUCUAUCAGAACUUGGUGCCCUUGACACAUAUGAUACAGGGUGUACGCGUAUCAUAUCAGUAUCGAUAGCAUCUGGUAUGAGUAUGGGCCUCUACRAUGCAGUGGCCCAUACUCAUCUCUACUUGUACAUGCCCUUACAAUCCUAUAACGAUGAUAUCGUCUCAUCCACAUAA
Messenger RNA from Nelumbo nucifera (sacred lotus), 1311 nucleotides. The record is from RefSeq and is a predicted model, not a curated record. Lineage: Eukaryota; Viridiplantae; Streptophyta; Magnoliopsida; Proteales; Nelumbonaceae.